Messenger RNA from Theileria equi strain WA, 1545 nucleotides. RefSeq lists its product as hypothetical. Lineage: Eukaryota; Apicomplexa; Aconoidasida; Piroplasmida; Theileriidae. Bases 1 to 1545 code for a protein of 514 amino acids. The transcript has a single exon. The record is from RefSeq and is a predicted model, not a curated record.
AUGGGUGAAGGUGUUACUGUAAAUAUUAGCAGAUAUCCUAGAGAACCUAAAGAUCAAGCAGUCAAACAAAAUGGUCUAAGAUACUAUUACGAUAGUGACAAUGGAACGGUUCUUCUAACGGAUGGCUGGUAUCCUGACUUAGAAGGAACAUACAGGAAGUUUACUCAUACUCCAAAAGGUGGCAGCAUUAAAGAGAUUUUACAUAAUGGAAAACCUCUUUCUAAAUUUGAUGGCCUAGAAAGUCAUACCAAUAUCUCAGUCUACUACUGGUCAUUAGAUAAUACUUGUAGUAAGCCACUACUCAUUCAACUUGGUGAGGGAAAUGAGUACUACACUACUAAUAAUGGUAGUACUUGGACUAAACAAGGAAGCAUGACUGCUGACAUUCUAAAGUCCAAGUUGGAUGGGCAGAACUGUGAGAGGAACCAAGCUCACAUUGUAGACUUAUCUCAAAAGAAUGAAAAAAGCAGUUCCACUUAUUACAAUUGUCUCAGUUGUAAUAAACCAAAAAUCCGUGUAUACAACGGCGGUCACUACUACGGACAUACUGUUUCUGGUUCAUUCCCAAUAUCUGGCUUCAAGAAUGCUGGUACUUGGCAAACCGGACUUUCCUCUCUAAAGACUGUCAGCACCAUCAGGGUCUACUGGGAUAGGUCUGCACCAAAUCUCAUAGUUGUUCAGUUCCAACGAGGUAGUACAGAUAGAUAUUUCAGAAAAAAUGCCAGGGGUGGAAACUCCUGGAUUGAAGUCUCUGCCGAUUCUUCUGAAACUGCUCUCUCUACUACUGUUACUACUCCUUCUGUUGAUCUAGAUCUCUCAAACAUAUCUGGAAAACCAUACACUGUUGGAAGUACUAAAGUAAUCGUAGCUGUUCUAGAUAGUUACAUAGGUGACGGCUACUUGAAACAUGAGCAUUCCCUGAGAGGUAGUCUCUUUAAUGUAAGGAGUGUUCAUCAUGGAACUACUCCGCUUACUGACAUAACAUUUAGUGAAAAAUUGGAGAGUGUUUCUGCCUUCUACUAUGGAGUAAACAAUCCUACAGAUUUGCCUAUGCCUCUAUUGGUUGAACUUGCUAUCAAGACUAGUAAUCAAACCACACAUAAGUACUAUCAAAAGGAUAAGAAUGGAAAUAACUGGACAGAAUAUCCUGGAUCUGGAGGAGGAACUGAACUAGACAAUGAUAAACUCAAGGCUGAAUUGGAAAAGCUAAAGAAGGAGUAUAAUCUCGAACUACCCAGUCCUCCACUGGUACAAAAGCCUACACCGUCACCACCUACUGAUUCGAGAUCAUCUUCAACCCCAAAUAAUAUACAAGGUAAUUCUGGUCACAAGCAUCACGAGCAUAAUAAUGGCGGUAGCCAUAAUCAUCGAUCAGAAGUUGGUGUAAGAUCCACAUCAGCCAAACGAAAUUCUACCUCUUCCGGAGUAAUAGUUGGAGGAGUAAUAGGAGGUAUACUUUGUAUCGCCAUCCUAGCUCUAUUCAUCAAAAGGGUGGGACCAUCAGUGAAAACCUACAUGGCCAGUAGAAGACAAACACUCUUGUAG